This is a messenger RNA of Alternaria atra, 1476 nucleotides long. RefSeq lists its product as uncharacterized. The transcript is spliced from 4 exons. The coding region runs from base 1 to 1476 and encodes 491 amino acids. NCBI's taxonomy places the organism in Eukaryota, Fungi, Ascomycota, Dothideomycetes, Pleosporales, Pleosporaceae. The record is from RefSeq and is a predicted model, not a curated record.
AUGGCAUUUCCUGAGUAUCAGGAGGACUUGAUCCAAGCAUUGAAUCUGUGCAAGCCAUCCGAUGUCAUCGAAAACAAAGCCUUGCUUGAAUGUUUUCGUGGCUUCAUACAAAGAGGGACUAUACACGAGUGGUGUAGGAUUCUUCCAGAAAACGUUGGGGCUCGCGAUGCAUUUAAUGCUAUCGAACAUCUUCGGGUGCCGGUCCGCGCCGCCGAUGCAGCCACACAACAGCCACACGAUGCUCUCAGACUACCACACGAAGAGUACUUUGAAAAACGCGUUGCAGGGAAAGGAGAAAGGAGCUUACAGAGAUUAAGGAGAUUAAACGAAAUCGCUCAACAUAUGACUGGUGCUCAAAUCACAACACAAUCACCUGAAGUCCAUGAUGGCUUCUCCUCGGCGGAUCCGAUUGCACAGGCAAAGGCGAUGUACGAGAGAAUAGAGCAGCCAACGAACCAAAGUACCACAGCGUAUCGGCAUUGGCUCAUUCUCUUUGGAGAUGCAGUCGACCAAUGUGCAGUAUUGCAGCCACUGCACCUCUCAAAAGGGCGUGACAGCAAAACCGCCGCUUUGGAAAAGAUUGCUCUAGAACUUGGUAUAGAGACGAAGACUGUGGCUAAGAAAUAUACUCUCUCUCGUAGAUACUUGAAAAUCGCAGAGAUUGGAGGCCCAGGUUCUCUGCGUUCAAUAAAUGGCCUCAAGUGGCAUAUAGAAAGAGUCAGUGAAGAAGAUAUACAAUUGCUCUGCGAUUACCGGAAAGACAUGCUCCCGACAGCGGAAAAGCAAUCCCGGGCACUCGAUUCCAUAGUGAUAAAGGAGUUUACUCACGGUCUCCAGGCCCAAGGAGUGAAUGUAGCCGAGAUUGCAGAAGGAUGCACUCGUUUAGCAAAGUUGAUUUGCCGUCACGUGGAAAUCAAAAGCUCUACACAAGGUGACACGAUACUUCCAAAAAGCGUGAACAUAGGCAGCAACGAACACGCCCAGCAUACAUUUCCGCGAUCUACCGCCGGAUCUGAAACCAGGAUGGAUGUCAGACCACCCUCCCAUACUAUGUCUCCUGAUUCACAAGGACCUGUACCCAUUCGUCAUGCCCUACAAAGCCAGCAACUAUGUUCCACUGCGGAGACAUACACAAACACCGCCAAACGGCGGAGAGUCUCCGGAAAUGAAGACGUGCAGCCUCCGACGGUAUGCCCAAUCCUAAUGCCAGAAGACAAUGGGAGUACAACUCAAGCACAGGGCCAGCGCUUCUCAACGGACAUCUCUAUUCUUCCGGAACAGCAGUACAACUCUGCAUCACCUUUCGAAGAGGCAGGCACUAUAGAGCACGGGAUAAUUAGCCCAACAUCUCAUAUGGACCCCGAUGGGGACCUUGUACCAAGUUCAGAGGAAACCGAGGACACCACUUUGCCCUCUUAUGGAAUGUUAGAUCUGUUCGGACAUGAUCAAACAAGCUAUUGUUUCGGCGAAAUUUAA